Molecule: messenger RNA, 3104 nt
Organism: Molossus molossus (Pallas's mastiff bat)
Lineage: Eukaryota; Metazoa; Chordata; Mammalia; Chiroptera; Molossidae
Gene: RCC1
Product: regulator of chromosome condensation 1
Exons: 10
Coding region: 176-1441 (421 amino acids)
Cellular component (GO): cytoplasm
Molecular function (GO): guanyl-nucleotide exchange factor activity
Source: RefSeq, a predicted model, not a curated record
CCGGGAGCGUGAUACUUGCACUUCCCGGGGCGGCCGCCAGGGGCCGCUAGACCCUUUGUUUUCUUUUCUGGCCCGGGUCGGGGCCCGAGGCCUGCAGAGCGCAUGCUCUGGGGCAGUUCGCGGCCCAGCGGGUGAGCAGAGUUUCUCGUAGCUGAUCUGCACCGAGGACAGAAAGAUGCCACCCAAGCGUAUGGCUAAGAAAAGAUCAUCCCCAGAAGAUGCUCUCCCCAAAAGCAAGAAGGUGAAAGUCUCACAUAGGUCCCACCGCACAGAACCGGGCUUGGUGCUGACACUGGGCCAGGGUGAUGUGGGCCAGCUGGGACUGGGCGAGAAUGUGAUGGAGAGGAAGAAGCCAGCCCUAGUACCCAUUCUGGAAGACAUUGUACAGGCCGAGGCUGGGGGCAUGCACACCGUGUGUCUAAACAAAAGUGGCCAGGUCUACUCCUUCGGCUGCAAUGAUGAGGGUGCCCUGGGAAGGGACACAUCAGUGGAGGGCUCAGAGAUGGUUCCUGGGAAAGUGGAACUGCAAGAGAAAGUGGUCCAAGUGUCAGCAGGAGACAGUCACACAGCAGCCCUCACCGAUGAUGGCCGUGUCUUCCUUUGGGGCUCCUUCCGGGACAAUAAUGGUGUGAUUGGGCUCUUAGAGCCCAUGAAGAAGAGCAUGGUACCCGUGCAAGUGCAGCUGAGUGUGCCUGUGGUGAAGGUGGCCUCGGGAAAUGACCACUUGGUGAUGCUGACAGCUGAUGGUGACCUCUACACUUUGGGCUGCGGGGAGCAGGGCCAGCUGGGCCGUGUCCCUGAAUUAUUUGCCAAUCGUGGUGGCCGGCAGGGCCUUGAACGACUCCUGGUCCCCAAGUGUGUGAUGUUGAAAUCCAGGGGAAGCCGGGGCCAUGUGAAAUUCCAGGAUGCCUUCUGUGGCGCCUACUUCACCUUUGCCAUCUCCCUUGAGGGCCAUGUGUAUGGCUUUGGCCUUUCAAACUACCAUCAGCUUGGAACCCCAGGCACAGACUCUUGCUUUGUACCUCAGAACCUGACAUCCUUCAAGAACUCUACCAAGUCCUGGGUGGGCUUCUCUGGUGGCCAGCACCAUACAGUCUGCAUGGAUUCAGAAGGAAAAGCGUACAGCCUGGGCCGGGCUGAGUAUGGGCGGCUGGGCCUUGGGGAGGGUGCUGAGGAGAAGAGCAUACCCACCCUCAUCUCUAGGCUGCCCGCCGUCUCUUCAGUGGCUUGUGGGGCCUCUGUGGGAUAUGCCGUGACCAAGGAUGGUCAUGUUUUUGCCUGGGGAAUGGGCACCAACUACCAGCUGGGCACAGGGCAGGAAGAGGAUGCCUGGAGCCCCGUGGAGAUGACAGGCAAACAGCUGGAGAACCGCGUGGUUCUGUCUGUGUCCAGCGGUGGCCAGCAUACAGUCUUACUAGUCAAGGACAAGGAACAGAGUUGAUGAAGCCUCUGAGGUCCUGGCUCCUGGCCCCUCCCUCCUCCCUUCUGGAACAUGGAAGCCGUGAUGACUACAGACUCCAGCAGGCCUCCCCCAGCCCCAAGUACUUUGUCAUCUCCUGCCUUUUUUCAGUCCACAGAACAGAAUCACUUUCUUCUUUUUCUUCCUGCUUUCUGGAAUCAUCCUGUUACUACAGGAUGAAGGGGGGAAUGGAAGAGGGGAGCGGGCUUUGUUGGAAUGUUGCUCACCCCAGAACUAUGUGAUUAGACCUUUCCCCCUCAUCUCUACCUCUUGGCUGACCCUGGUUUUGUCUACCAACACCAAAAUUUCUUCCCCUGGGGGGUUUGGUUCCCACACCCUGAGAAGUUGGGACUCCAUCAAGCCCUACUCUAGUCAUGUGCCACUCUUCCUGUCCUUCACAGCCCACAGGCAGACGGAUGAUACAGCUGUCAGAUCCUGCUGUCAUAUACCUAUGCCUGAGGGAAACUGGAGAAGGGGCAGGGUUACCAGCCAUGAGCAGGCCCAAGCCAAAUAUUUGGUUUUGAACAGGUGUGCAAGGGGCAGGAAAAAAAUGAUCCUCCACUUGAUCAAGAAAAAAGCCAAUCAGCCUUUCUCCUGGAAGCACAAAGCAUUCUGCCCUGCACUGCCCAUCCAGCCUCCCACACCUGCAGCUAAGGGCCUGAAAUCUGGAAAGGAAGCUAGGCCUGCAAAACAGGACGGAGGGGAGAGGGGAAGGAGGGUUUCAUAAACAGCAAUAUUGAGAGUGAAAGGAGGGCAGGGAAGAGGGUUGGAUGGGCAGAGGCUGGGCCCCAGAAAGGGAAGCAGCAACUUGUACAGUGUCUGAGAAAACAGCAAGCAGUUUGAUUUUUUUUUUAAAUGUAAAGUAUUUUAGAAAAGAGAGUGAAAUCUUUUAACAUUUUGAAUAAAUUUAGAGUUUUAUAAAACAGGCCACUUGUUUUCUACACACUCCCUGCUUUUUUAAGGGAACAUUGGUUGUGUUGGGAAGGGCAGGAUAAACCCACACCUGUGAACUCGGUCAAGACCAGGACUUAGGUGAUGUCAGGAUGUCCUGACAUGUGCCUGUCAGCUGUUGAUGUGACUGUUCCAUACAAAUCAAAAAGUUGAUUUUUGCUUAGGUAUUUAUGUUUCAGAAAUCAGUGUAUUUUUUAAAAAUUAUGCUGCAUAAUAUGAGAGGCAUGGGAUGGUUCUUUCAGCAUCUUAAUCCCAAACGAAGACAGUACAUCUCUAGAAAUACUUAUACUAAGCUUGCUGUUGUGUAAUUUUCAACAGCUGAUGUAAUUGAUUAACUGCACAGUAACUCUUAAGACAACUUAUCAUAUUGUAGAUUUUCACAGGCAUUUGAGCAAACAAAUCAUAGAGCUGACCUGUCCAAUAUAGUAGGUCACUAGCUACAUGUGGCCAUUUACAUUUAAAUCAAUUAAAAUUUGUAAAGAUUUUAAAUGAACUUUUUCUGUUGUACUAGCCAUAUUUCAGUUCCACAGUAAUUACAUGUGGUUAGUGCCUAUGGUAUUGGGCUAUGCAAAUAUGGAAAUAUAUAGAACAUUUCUAUAAUUGCAGAAAGUUACAAUUGAUAUCAUUGAUAUAGAAGGUCUGUAUAUGUAUAACAGGAAAGUUUUAUUAGUGCCAGGAGGAUUCUUCUUGGAUA